AUGUCUGCCCAGGUUAAUCCACAUGGCUCUAUGCUGCGGCGAUCUCGUCCCAGCCAAGUUCAUACUUCUCUUCAAGCCAGCAGCAUUCCUACUUCGAUGCCCACUUCAGCCAUAAGUGCCUCUUCGGUGGCAUCUAGUUCUCAGCAUGACUCUCCCAUGAUGUCUCCAGAGAACAUGGUAUUAACCACCAGCAGUUCAAUACAACCAUCACCUGAGCCCUUCGUCCGUGGGCGUGAUGUCGAACAGUUCCCUCCUACGCCUCUUACACUCGGCGAUCCGCUGCUCAAUCGCAAGUCCAGCAGCAAUUCCAUGAACUACAGUAUAGCUCCUAGCACAGCCCCCAGUACCGGCUCGCUAGCCGAAGCCCUGCAAAGCCAAGGAAAGUCAAGUGGAGGUUUGAUUCGCAGAUUGUCGAGCAAGACGAUGAAGGUUGUCAGUCGUACGCGGCGGCAGUCGUCUGUCGCACCAAACAGCCGGAACGGCAGCAUGGGCCCUCAUAUCAUGCGGCGUAGAAGUGACAGCACGAACACUGCACCUCCCCCAGAUAACGCCAUCACCGACUCGGACGAAGAUUACUACGAUGAAAGGGAUGAUUUUAUCAAUCCGCUGGGCCCUAUAGACGGCCAAGUACGCGAAAAUUCCUCCACUAGCAACCCGGCUUCCAUUUCUGGCUCUACCUCUCCAGUUGAUCCUGUCGCGGGGCCGGUCAUCCCUCUCGCCCUUGUGAAAGGCACCUGGGUUCGUAAAAUUUCUAAAAAGAGAAAAUUCAAGAGAAUUUUCCUGGUUCUGGAUCACGAAGCAGCGAAAGUCACAUGGAACAGAAGCAAGCCUUCAAAAUGCAUCUAUGUUGAUGAUAUCAGAGAAAUCCGGAUAGGCUCUGACACAAAACAAUACCGCAUUGACUACGACGUUCCAGAUACUGAAGAAGGUCGCUUCUUUUCCGUGUUACAUGCGGUAGCCGACAAAUCCAAGAGCAAGAUCAUGCACCUGGUCGCUGAAGACGAGGAAACCUUCGGUAACUGGGUGACCGCCCUGGACGCCCUCUCAAAACAUCGCCAAGAUCUGAUGACCUCUUUGAUGUCGUUCAACGACAAGGCGAUUCGCGCUUACUGGAGCUCGGAGAUGUUUAAACAAUUCGAUGGAAAGCCCCACUCGCCUGACGAGGAGGAGAUUGAUUUUGGGGGAGUCGAGCGAGUGUGCUACAAUCUUCAUAUCCAUGUCAAACAGAGAGACCUUCGGGAGAACUUCGAUUUGGCUGAUGCCACAAGGACUGGUCGACUAAAUUUCUCCGAGUUUCAAGAAUUUGUUCGCAAGAUGAAGCAGAGAAUCGACAUUCGCGCCUUGUACCGCGGCAUUGCAAGCGACGCCGCGAAUGGCAUUACCUGGCCUGAGUUCGCCGCUUUCCUGCGCGACACUCAAGGCGAGGAUGUCGAUUCAGAUCCUCGAGCUUGGGAGGCCAAGUUCUAUCGCUUUGCUCGCAAGUUCAAAGCUACCGACUUUGGCGAAAAUGAAGUUCCGAGAAUGACUGAACAAACUCUCGCAGCUUAUCUAACGUCGACAUUCAACCUUCCACUCACAUCCGAGCCAGCUGAUUACAAGCUUAACCGUCCCAUGCAUGAGUAUUUCAUUUCAAGCUCACACAACACUUAUCUUGUCGGGCGUCAAGUAGCCGAUCUUUCGAGCGUCGAAGGCUAUAUUAAUGCACUGGUGAAGGGGUGUAGAAGCAUCGAAAUUGACUGUUGGGAUGGACCCGACGGUCAACCUUCCGUCCAACAUGGAUAUGCAAUGACUAAUGCGAUUUCCUUCCGCGAAGUCAUCAAUGUUGUUCACAAAUAUGCUUUUGCCAGAAGUAAAUUUCCAUUGUGGAUAUCUCUCGAGGUCCAUUGCAAUGCAACUCAACAAGUUCUCAUGUCCAGUAUCAUGAAGGAAAUCUUCGGUGAGCGCCUGAUUUUGACCGCCUUGGAUCCAUCUUCCGACAAACUGCCGUCGCCGUCUGAAUUGAGGGAGCGGAUCCUUGUAAAGGUUAAGGCUGCUGCUGCCGAGGAACAGCGCACUGGUCGCGUGCCGAGUGCCAAUGGCCGCCGGCGUGGCAACAGCUUGACAUCGCCAUACGCGAAACCAAUGGUCGCUGACAGCGCGCCUGUUCCGCCAUAUUCUCUCACCCAAAGUCCCAUGCUGAGUCCUAGAGAUCCUUCUCGUAAGAGAGUCGCAAAAAGAUACAACACGAUCACAGAGGGUGAGGUGCAGGACACCGUGAGCAGCAGCACGAGCGAUUGCGACAGUGGCAACGAGAAGACUUCGAGCAAGAAGAAGACAAGCAGAAUUGUUCCUGCUCUAGGAGAUCUUGGUGUUUAUUGUACCGGUGUCAGUUUUAACGGAUUCGACUCAGUUGACUGUAAGAUGCCUUAUCACAUCUUGUCCUUUAUGGAAGGGACAUUCAAGUCGAACACAAAGACCAAGGAACUCAAGGAUCAGUUGUAUCGCCACAACAUGCGAUACAUGAUGCGUGUCUAUCCCCAGUUCUCCCGGUUGAGCUCAAACAACUUUAAUCCUUUGAUGUAUUGGAGGAAGGGUGUUCAAAUGGCAGCGCUCAACUGGCAAACCUUCGAUCACGGAAUGCAACUCAACCAAGCCAUGUUCGAUGCUGGAACAGACCAAUCAGGCUACGUCCUCAAGCCGCAUUCCAUGCGCGAGAUUCGAAGGAUGCCCAAUGGUAUUCCAGCAGAGGCAGUAGGUAAACUGGUGCGCAAGAACGUCACCUUUAGUAUCGACGUCAUCUCUGCGCAGCAGCUCAUGCGCCCGGGAAAUCUGCCGGCCAACAAGAGCCUCGACCCAUUUGUCGAGGUCGAAGUCUUCCACGCCAAUGAUAAGAGGGACAAGCACGACAGUACAGUUGGAAUACCCACGCCUACUGAUAGCCCCUUGAAGUACAACACAGGUGUUGUCAGGGAGAACGGCUUCAACCCGGUUUUUGACGAGAAGAUGAAAUUCAGCAUUACGACGAAGUAUCCUGAGCUCAUUUUUAUCAAGUGGAGCGUCAAGUUCUCCACCACUGGUGAGCCCAAUGAUCGGGCUGCGACAAUGGCCACGUUUACCGCCAAACUCAGCAGCUUAAAGCAAGGUUACCGCACACUACCUCUGCUAGACGCCAACGGCGAUCGAUAUUUGUUUUCGACUCUAUUCUGCCGUAUCGAGGUUGGCACUGCCACAGAUGUUUAUGUCAACCCCGGAGAUAGUGUGGAAUCUGUCGGGCGAAUCAAGUCUCUCGGCAACAAAGUCUUCAACAGGUCGAAUCCCAGCUCUAAACUCACUUCAGAGAAGUCGGUCGAAAAGUCCAGCCUUGACAGCGGGUACUCGGAGACUUCGCAACAGUCAUUCGCUAAAUCUUGA
Messenger RNA from Truncatella angustata, 3390 nucleotides. RefSeq lists its product as uncharacterized. Gene Ontology annotation, biological process: phosphatidylinositol-mediated signaling; lipid metabolic process. Gene Ontology annotation, molecular function: phosphatidylinositol-4,5-bisphosphate phospholipase C activity; calcium ion binding. The transcript has a single exon. The record is from RefSeq and is a predicted model, not a curated record. NCBI's taxonomy places the organism in Eukaryota, Fungi, Ascomycota, Sordariomycetes, Amphisphaeriales, Sporocadaceae. The coding region runs from base 1 to 3390 and encodes 1129 amino acids.